AUGUCAAGCAGGGCGAAGGCGCCCAAUUUGACACCCUUACUAGACGACGGAAGCCAAGCCAACCCCCUAUUCAGGGUUCACGAGAGUUUACCGUUCGAUGCUGCUUUGAGGCAAAGCCCGCGGCGGGCAUCGCAACCCGAAGCUUGCCAUUCGGUCGCGAUGUCACAUCCCAAGGAGAGUCUUUGGCAAGGCAGAAGCGCGCACCCGACACGCCACUUCACGCCAUCCAAUGCGGCACUGGCUGGGUGCAAUUACAGCCUCACGUUGAACGGCCCAUCGGGGUUGCUGCCUACGACGAUCGUCGAAUCUGCACCCGCCACCUCGCGACCUGCCGCUGCAAAUGACAGCCCAGAGGAGCCUGGCAGGUCAAAACUGUGCUACGACUCGGUAUCUGAUCUUGGCUGGUUAGGAGGGAAUGAUAAUCUAACAGUUAUCCGUGAGCUCAAGAUGGAAACGGGGUCUUCACCUAAUGAGCCUAGUCUUGCUGACGCGGCUGACAUUUCCCCGUGCUUCGGACACAGCCGUCGCACGGGUUCAGGGGCGCUGCGAUGCCACAGUCCCCCUCACAACAAAGUUGAUAUCGACACGUCCAAUUGCGCAUGUCCGGAGAAACUCACCAUCUCCAAGAAGCUGACCUGCGAAGAUCGCCGGAUUGAGCUUUGUCGUACAUUUGAUGAGCGUAGAUUCGAUGCUAUGAUCUACGGCCAACCUGACGCACUUCCACCACCCUACGGAGUCUUUGUUGGCACCGGCCCAGCCUCUGUGGGCGCCGCUGGAGCUGUGAAGAAAACCUACAGACCAAGUUAUAUGAGAUUCGACCCGCGUAUCCAUUGGUCUCACAAUCGCUCCGACAAGUGGUUUGAACAGAGAAUGAAGGAAAUCAAAGCUCGCGGCGGACGUAAAACGAACUUCGGCAAGGCAGCCCAUCGAAUGAGAGUGCAGAGAAUUGCCACUGAGGGGCGUGAGGCGGAGGACGCGCUGAUGAGAGCGCCUACAAAAGGCCAAGACCGGAUCCCGCUGCUGCGCAGCAAGCCGCCAGAACCAUGGUCGCACCACAGAUCGAUGGACUUUGGCGACGUACCUGUACAUGAGCUGCCAAGGUAUGUGCAGGAGAACGAGAGUUGGAUGAGGGCUGCUAAGUGGAUGCGAGAAUCACGGGAGGUCUAUUUACAAGCCGCAAAGCUCAAGGCUGAUCACGAGCCGUGGGAACAUCUGUUCAGGAAGAGGAGGUAA
Colletotrichum abscissum is the source of this 1233-nucleotide messenger RNA. RefSeq lists its product as uncharacterized. NCBI's taxonomy places the organism in Eukaryota, Fungi, Ascomycota, Sordariomycetes, Glomerellales, Glomerellaceae. Bases 1 to 1233 code for a protein of 410 amino acids. The record is from RefSeq and is a predicted model, not a curated record. The transcript has a single exon.